Messenger RNA from Acipenser ruthenus (sterlet), 3489 nucleotides. RefSeq names its product protein MCM10 homolog. Gene Ontology annotation, cellular component: replication fork protection complex; nucleus. Gene Ontology annotation, biological process: DNA replication; DNA replication initiation. Gene Ontology annotation, molecular function: DNA replication origin binding; single-stranded DNA binding. The coding region runs from base 129 to 2753 and encodes 874 amino acids. NCBI's taxonomy places the organism in Eukaryota, Metazoa, Chordata, Actinopteri, Acipenseriformes, Acipenseridae. The transcript is spliced from 20 exons. The record is from RefSeq and is a predicted model, not a curated record.
CACCUAAAUUAUUGCUGUGGUUGGGGCUUGGGAUUGGCGCCAGCUUUCAUUGCUGCUUUGCUACUGCAGGAUUACCUGGAAUAUCAAAUCUCCUUUGUGCAUCGCCUCUGUCGAUACUGCAUUCAACAAUGGAAAGUGAUGAUGAUUUGGAUCUGCUGGCCUCCCUGCUGGAGGAGAACGAGGCGUCGGAGAGAGGAAGCCUCGACUGUGAGAAGGGAGACGGGGACACAGACGAGCUGGAUGAUCUGUUUGACGCGGAUGAUGACGGGGAAGAGUUUGACGAGGGUGAUGGACAGGAGGGUGAGGGUGUCAGUGAGAUAGAAGAUAUAAACACGUUGUUUGGCAAUGUUGAGGAUUUAGAUGAAGAAGAGCCAGCAAAAGAAAUGACCAAUACAAGACCAUCUUCAAAAGAAAACCAGGACAAAUCUAAACAGGACUUAGAAGCUGAAUUGAGAAGGAUGCAGGAGCAAAUGGAGACUUUACAGAAGCAGUUAGCUGUCACCCAGCAGGCCUUGACCAGCCCUCCACAGAAAACGCCCCCAAAUAAGCAGAAACAGCAACCAGAUAAGUCUACGCUCAUCACCCUGAAGAGAAAUGAAGCUAAAAAGCUUCAGGACUCCCCUUGUUUUUCUUCCCAGCUUAAUAGCUCUGGCCUUUUGAAAUCCAAGCAAAGAACAGCCCAUGAUCCAAAGCAUCUAACAACAGAGACCAAGACCCCCCAUCAGAAGAGUGUGGGUGCCAGCCCCUCAUCGCAGCCCCUGAGGAGCAGCAAUAAACCCAACACUGCUCUCAGAUCCCCUCCAGCAGCAGCAGUGCAGUCUGGCACACGGGGCCCUACACCCAGCAGCUCAAGAGUAGCAGAUCAGGACGUCACAGUGGAGAGGUUCUCAGGACUUAGGCUCAGGAGGCCCCGCGUGUCCUCCACUGAAAUGGAGCGCAAGAUGUCUGACCGCAAGAUGAUCCGUCUCUCCCAGCUGCCGGAGAAGCUGGCCCGGGAGAAACUGGACGAGAGUGACUGGGUAACCUUCGGGGUGGUUGUUAAUAAAUUCACCCCUCAGAGCUCUAGCAGUGGUAAAACCUUCAGUAUCUGGCGUCUCACUGACCUUCGUAACCUGGAUGUGUAUGUUUCCCUGUUCCUGUUUGGAGACGUUCACAAAGAACACUGGAAGACAGACCCAGGGACUGUUAUCGGCAUCCUCAAUCCAAACCCAAUGAAACCAAAGGAGGGCUCGGAUGGGGUCUGUUUGUCAGUGGAUCACCCGCAGAAGGUCUUGCUCAUGGGGGAGGCACAAGAUUUUGGGACCUGCAGAGCGAAGAAGAAAAAUGGAGAUCCUUGUACUCAGAUUGUGAACUUGAACGAGUGUCAAUUCUGCCAGUACCAUGUGAAAGCACAGUAUAAAAAACUGAGUUCCAAGAGAUCAGAGCUGCAGUCCAGUUUCUCGGGAAAAGUCCCUGGUAAGCAGAAAGGGAAGGGAGGCAGUCUGAAGCAGCGGCUCUGCCACGAUGGCUUUUAUUACGGAGGAGUUUCUUCAGCAGCAUGUGCAGCCUCACUUUCUGCAUCUAUUUCUAAGAAGCCGGUCCAGUCGACUUUGAGUAAUUUAUUUGUUAAAGGAGCAGACUCUCUUGCCAAAGAAGCGCAGAAAAAGGCAAUGCAGUCGAGUCGGGCACCAGUAUGCUCAGAUGAAUUUAAGAACUUGAUGGAUGUGCCAACGCCAGGUGCACUGAACCUGAAAAGACAUUUAACCCAAGCUUCAGUAGGUCUAAAUGGAAAGCCAGUGCAAACUAUCCAGUCUAUAUCAGCAACCCAACUGUUAAAACAACAGAAGCAACAGAUGUUGGAAGCAAGGAAGAAAAGAUCAGAAGAUAUUCAAAGAAGGUUUUUGCAGAACACAGGUACACCUGACUGUCCUGCAACACCCACCCCAGGCAGAUCUGCACUCGCAUCACCUAGAGCUGCUGCUGAAUUCCCUAAAGACAAGAAAACCACAGCGACGCCACUGACACCUAAACUAGGCAGGGGGUUUGCAGAUGGAGACGAUGUCUUGUUUUUUGAUGGAUCUCCACCACCAGCACCAAAGCCAAAUUUGUCUGCAGCCAAGCUUGCUGCUUUAAAGAAGUUGAGGGCAAAAGAAGGAGGAAUAUCAAAGGAAGAUCCUAAUGGUGUCAAAAGAAAAAGGUCAGACACAAGCAUCAAAGAUGUGGCAGAAAGAGUGGAAAAGAGCCUUGCAUCUCCUGAGACUAAAGUAGAAACGGAUGAAACAGAGCCUGCUUCAAAGAAACGGCGAGAGCAGCUGGAGUAUUUACAGUCAGCUGAAUUUCAGGAAAUUCUGAAUGCCAAAUCAAGACACACUGGAGCAGUGAAAGAGGCUGAGAUAGAAAUUCAGGAGAGGUACUUUGAGCCGUUGGUAAAUAAAGAACAAAUGGAAGACAAAAUGAGAAAUAUCCGAGAGCUGAAAUGCAGAGCUGUAACCUGUAAAACAUGUAAAUACACAUAUUUCAAACCCUUGGAUAAAUGUGUUACUGAAAAACAUGAUUACCACUGGCAUGAAGCAGUCAAGCGGUUCUUCAAAUGUAAAUGUGGACAAAGAGAAACAUCACUGGACAGGCUGCCCCAAAAACACUGCAGCAACUGUGGACUUUUCAAGUGGGAAAGGGAUGGCAUGUUAAGGGAGAAGAAAGGGCCCAAGAUCGGUGCAGAGCUGCUUUUGACAAGAGGAGAGGAGCAGCCAAAGUUCCUCAACAGUUUACAGUGAUUACAGGCCCUGAUAUUUUACACACAGAUCCAUAUUACCGUGGCCCAGAAUGUUUGGGCCAUUUUUUAAGUAUCUGGAAACACUUAAGUUGCAAUUAGACGCUCUUAAAUAAACCUCCCGAGGAAUUUCCUUGAUUUUUUUUUUUUUUUUUUUUUUUAAUCAAUCUUGUUUUAACAUCAAUUGCUUUCUUUUUAGAAAAAAAAAAUGUGUUAACUUAGCACUGUGGUAAAUGUGUUAACUUAGCACUGUGGUAAAUGUUUUGUGAAUAUGGCCUAGAUAGUGGUGUAGACCUUCAAAUCAUGAAGAAACAACCAGAAAACAGGAUGCCUGGUUAAAAUGUAUCUGUGCUGUUUGUUACAUAUCCUUGUGCUUAAAGUUAAGUUCCUUCAAGACAGCUGAUUAGUGUUCAUGAAAAUUCAUUUUCCUAAUUGUGAAAUUGAUUAGUAUGUCUUUUUUGUUGUGGCUAUGAUGUUGUGAACUGAAGAUGUAGUAUUUUCUUUACCCAAUGAAAACUUCAUGCCGUGUAUUUGACAUGAGGCUGCUAAACAUGCAAAUCAUUACAAAACAACCAGUGUACUCACCAAUGUGAACAAGAAAACACACAAGUUUGUUUAUAAGAAUGAAUGUAUGGGUGGAGAUUAUAUGUCACUUGUUUUUUUUAUAUACUACUUGAUUUAAAUAAAAAACGAUGUACAGAAGAUAUCCAUUCAUAGAAAUAAAUGCUAUUUUAAACAUG